This is a messenger RNA of Hippocampus zosterae (dwarf seahorse), 2259 nucleotides long. RefSeq names its product spleen tyrosine kinase (gene syk). NCBI's taxonomy places the organism in Eukaryota, Metazoa, Chordata, Actinopteri, Syngnathiformes, Syngnathidae. The transcript has 14 exons. Gene Ontology annotation, biological process: intracellular signal transduction; cell differentiation; cell surface receptor protein tyrosine kinase signaling pathway. Bases 240 to 2111 code for a protein of 623 amino acids. The record is from RefSeq and is a predicted model, not a curated record. Gene Ontology annotation, molecular function: non-membrane spanning protein tyrosine kinase activity; ATP binding; signaling receptor binding. Gene Ontology annotation, cellular component: extrinsic component of cytoplasmic side of plasma membrane; cytoplasm.
GAAAUAAGGAAGUUUCAGAGCGCCACCUUGCAAAUGUGUUCACGUUUCAGCGGCAAAUACUGAGUCUUCUUUGUCGGUUGCCAGCUGAACUGGACCAUGUUGCUUGCAGCGUUGGGUUGCCUGAAAAAGUGAAGAGGACACAUUCCUCACAACCGGACAUUCAGUGGAUUAUAUCGUGGUCGUGCACCAGCAACCUUGUGAGUGGACCUUUUGAAGGCAACCACCAUCAGUGGACCAAGAUGGCCGACAGAGUGAAUAGUCUGCCAUUCUUCUAUGGCAACAUUACCAGAGAGGAGGCAGAGGAGUAUCUGCAGCAGCCAGGCGCAGGUAGCGGCUUGUAUUUGCUACGGCAAAGUCGAAACCACUUGGGAGGUUUUGCCCUGUCUGUGUUACAUUCUGGCCGCUGCUACCACUACACCAUUGAAAGAGAAUCCAAUGAAACGUACGCUAUUGUCGGUGGUAAAAGCCACAGCAGCCCUAUAGAUGUGAUCGACUACCACUCUCAGGAGAUGGACGGCCUUGUGUGUCGGCUCAAGAAGCCCUGCAACAGGCCCAAGAACAUGCAGCCUAAAGUGGGGCCAUUUGAGGACUUGAAGGAAAAACUGAUCCAGGACUAUGUAAAGGAGACCUGGAAUUUACAGGGAACAGCUUUGGAACAAGCCAUUAUCAGCCAAAGGCCGCAUUUGGAGAAGCUGAUUGCGACAACUGCUCAUGAACGAAUGCCUUGGUUCCAUGGAAAAAUAACUCGAGAGGACUCGGAGCCAAGGCUUCAAAAAGGGUCCCGUACCAAUGGGAAAUUUCUCAUCCGCCAGAGAGAUGUGAAUGGAUCCUACGCUCUUUGUUUAUUACAUGAAGGAGAAGUGAUGCAUUACCGCAUUGACCAGGACAGAGCUGGCAAGCUCUCAAUUCCAGACGGCAAGAAGUUUGACACUCUUUGGCAGCUGGUGGAACACUACUCGUAUAAACCAGAUGGCCUUCUGCAAGUUCUCACUGAAACCUGUCCACAACCUGAUGGAGAUACAGGACAGUCGCUGCUACCACAGGAUACUUCUGGAUUUGCGUCUAUAUUUCAAAAUGCAGCAGGGGGAUUUCUUGCCAAAAUUAAAACUGUUCCCAAGCCUGGCCGACAAAAGAGCCGUGGAUCUCGACAUGAAAACAAAGACUCCAGUACUCCCAAUCCCUAUGACGCGCAACUGCCAAUCAACAGUCGGGUGGUAACCAUAGAGUCAUUGCCGAUGGACACACCGGUAUAUGACAGAACGUAUGCAGACCCAGAUGAGCUGAGGAGCUCCAUCGUGAAUCCUGAACAGCUCGUCCUAGAGAAUGAAGAAUUGGGUUCAGGGAACUUCGGUACAGUCAGGAAGGGCUUCUACAAGACAAAAAUGACAAACCAGCCAGUUGCCGUGAAAAUCCUGAAAAACGAUGAAAGCGGCACAUCACUUCGGGAGGAAAUGCUGCGAGAAGCAAACGUCAUGCAGCAGUUGGACAAUCCUUAUAUCGUGCGGAUGAUCGGCAUCUGCGACGCAGAGAGCCUCAUGCUAGUCAUGGAGCUGGCCGAGCUGGGGCCACUUCACAAGUUCCUGCAGAAAAACAAGCAAGCAAGCAUUGCCAACAUCACGGAGCUGGUGCACCAGGUGUCCAUGGGGAUGAAGUAUCUUGAGGAGCAUAACUUCGUCCAUCGAGACCUUGCUGCGAGGAACGUGCUGCUCGUAACACAGCACUAUGCCAAAAUCAGUGACUUUGGUCUUUCCAAAGUAGUUGCAGAGGACGAGAACUACUACAAGGCAAAGGGCCACGGGAAGUGGCCGCUGAAAUGGUACGCUCCAGAGUGUAUCAAUUACUUCAAAUUCUCAACCAAAAGUGACGUGUGGAGCUUCGGGGUGCUCAUGUGGGAAGCGUACUCUUACGGAGAGAAGCCAUACAGGGGAAUGAGAGGAAAUAACGUUUUGCAAUUGAUUGAGAGUGGAAGGCGGAUGGAUGCCCCGCCGAACUGUCCAGAAGAAAUGGACAGCCUCAUGAAGACUUGCUGGACGUAUGAGGUGGAGAAAAGACCUACAUUUGCUGUUAUCGAGCAAAGACUGCGGCGGUAUUAUUACGACAUUGCACAAUGAAUAGCCACACCAAUGUUGUACAAAUCUAGAAAAUAGAUAAAUCGCCGACUUCAACUGGAGAUCUUUUAAUUUCAUACCCAUUGUACAUUAAAAUUAGGAAGAAAUACAUUUUCUGCUUCUGCAAUAAAACAAAUUACAAUAAACCUAA